AUGUAUCACGGCUCCAACUACUCCCCGGCGCAGGCGCCUCUUAAUUGCUUUGGAUGCGGGUUUGGUACACAACCGGGCACCCUUUCUCGCACCUUUAAUGCCCUCUUCCGGCACAGUCAUGCACGAGAAGCGGACUAUCGCGCCCAGCUCCGCGAAGGGGACGCCCACCUCGAUGCAGCUCAGGCCCUUUUGAACUCAUACACGCGAACCGUUCGGCGUGACGUCCGUCUUCAUAUGUAUCAAAGCAUUGAAAGGCUACGCGCCAACCGCCGUGCUCUCGAUGUGUUCGCGGUGCACGGAGACUCGCGACGUGCUCAAGCUGAUGCGCUCUCCCGGGCAACUGCGUAUCGUCGAGGCGCCUUUGACCUCCACGCUGUCGCAAUCUGCCCAGACAGGGGCAUCACGGAGCCAUACUUCGACCAGAAGCAGAAGCUCAUCGUACGCCCCUGGUUCCCAUCUACCUACGCACCAAGAGGAGCCCCUGGAAAUAACGGUUCAUACCCACCGGCCCUCAACUCUCCAGGAACCAACGUUCUCGGUAUCCACAAUGGCGAUUGUGCAAGACUGGAUUUGCCUCCGAUUAAGCAGCUACCGACACCCAAAGGGUCUCAAUCCACCCAAUAUACCACUGCGUCCGAAGGCUCUUCUAGACGUGCUGCUCCAACCGCGCUCAAGCGGAGCAGUAUCCAAACCACCACGAGCGUAUCCACUUCCGGUUCAUGGCACACGGCAUCUACCGGCCGUUCGAGCCGUUCUCGUUCCAGCUCCCACUACUCGUCUCCUCAGCAUCCUGGCCACCUCCAGCCUGAGAUGCGCUCUCACACCCAGCAACCAGUCACGGUGAUGCCCCGUGGCUACCACACGUCACGUCGUGGAUCGAGGGAAGACCCUCAUGCGCGCCACCCCGCUGGUUCAAGGAACCACUACUAG
Messenger RNA from Epithele typhae, 930 nucleotides. RefSeq lists its product as uncharacterized. Bases 1 to 930 code for a protein of 309 amino acids. The record is from RefSeq and is a predicted model, not a curated record. The transcript is spliced from 6 exons. NCBI's taxonomy places the organism in Eukaryota, Fungi, Basidiomycota, Agaricomycetes, Polyporales, Epitheliaceae.